Messenger RNA from Anopheles funestus (African malaria mosquito), 2257 nucleotides. RefSeq names its product GTP-binding protein 2. The transcript has 3 exons. NCBI's taxonomy places the organism in Eukaryota, Metazoa, Arthropoda, Insecta, Diptera, Culicidae. Gene Ontology annotation, molecular function: GTP binding; translation elongation factor activity; GTPase activity. The record is from RefSeq and is a predicted model, not a curated record. Gene Ontology annotation, biological process: translational elongation. The coding region runs from base 320 to 2107 and encodes 595 amino acids.
CGUGUUUGUUUCGCUUUCUUAAUAAAAACGCUGUUGUGAAAUAACGCCUUGCCCGCCCUGUUGGUGGUUCGUGGACGAGUUUAGAAGCUGUGCCGUGCUGCUUUUAGGCGGGGGAAGCAGAUCACCUAUUGGUAGAAGGCUUGGCUGUCGCAACAAAAAAAGUGAACGUGCCAUUGUGCUUGUUGAUAAAUAAUUAUGAUGAAAUCGAUUGCAACGCUGAUGCAAAGUGGUUCAGUGCGUUGCAACAGUGAAAGCAUAUGAGCAAGCCCUUCUUAUUCUUCCGCUGUGAAGGUCGACCGAGGCGUUUUAUCUCGUUUCGAUGGACUCAUUUUUUGACCUUUUCGACCCGUCACCGUCAUCGGGUUCGAACAGCGACUCCGACCUGCGGAAUGGGAAUGAUGACGAUAGUAACGAGCGGAUCGAAACCAUCAUAUACAGCAGCAACGAGCUGGAGCUGAAGGGUAUCGACUUCAACCGUGGCUUCCUGCCGCCCGAGCCCCAGCUGGGCAACAUUGAGUACAAACUAAAGCUGAUCAAUCCUUCGAAGCAACGGUUCGAGCAUCUGGUGACACAGAUGAAAUGGCGGUUGCGGGAAGGAAACGGUGAAGCAAUCUACGAAAUCGGUGUAUCCGAUUCGGGCCAUCUGCACGGACUGAACGAUGAGGAUAUGACCGUGUCGUUGCACACGCUCAACCAGAUGGCCCGAAAGCUGGACGCUUCGACCAGCAUCCUGCGGCGGAAAAGUCUAGCCGACCAUCGAAGCGUCGUGGAGGUGCUGGUGCGCAAAAUUCCCGACGAUCAGCACAACAUAGAGGUGCGUGUCGCUGUGCUGGGCGGUGCCGAUGCGGGUAAGUCAACCCUGAUCGGGGUGCUAACGCAGGGCGAAUUCGACAACGGGCGUGGACUGGCACGGUUAAACAUGUUCCGGCACAUGCACGAAAUACAAACAGGCCGUACGUCCUGCAUAUCACACGAAACGCUUGGCUUCGAUGCGGAGGGCAGCGUUAUUAACUACAAGUACAACGAGAUGAUGACGGCGGAAGAGAUCAGCGACCGGUCGACGAAGCUCGUCACCUUCAUGGAUUUGGCCGGGCACCGGCGCUAUCUGAAAACGACCGUACAGGCCCUGUCCGGGUACUGUCCGCACCAUGCGCUGAUUGUGAUAGCGGCCGGUAACAUUAGCAACAUGACACGGGAGCAUCUGGCGAUUAUUCACGCGCUGGACAUAUCGUUCUCGAUUAUCGUCACGAAGAUUGAUCUCGCUCCGCCCGAACCGAUCCUGUUCGAGCUGAAGAAUUUGCUCACCUCGAUCGGAUACCGGAAGGUACCGUACUUAAUUGCCAACCAGGACGACGUGCUGAACGCGAACGCGCACCAAAGCGUGGAACAGAUCGUGCCCAUCUUUUGUGUGUCGAAUGUGACCGGCGCCGGGCUGGAUUUGCUCAUCCAGUAUCUGUACGUGCUGUCGCCGGGCAUUAGCAACGCGGAGAAGGAACGGCUCGAGCAGCAGCCGAUCGAGUUUCAGAUUGAUGAAAUAUUUCGCGUCUCCGAGGUGGGAACCGUGGCCGGCGGGCUGCUCUGCAAGGGCGUACUCACCGAGAACAGCCAGGUGAAGGUGGGCCCGUUACAGGACGGGUCGUUCUUUUCGGUCACCGUCCAAACGAUUCACCGCAACAAAGCACCAUGCCGUGUGGUGCGAGCGGGUCAAAGUGCUUCACUGUCCUUCAGCACCGUCGAGCCAAUGCCUGCGCUACGCAGCGGAAUGGUCAUACUGCCAGACUAUGAAAGCAAUGAUGUAGCCUGUGGGUGCUUCUUCUUUCAGGCACAAGUGUCCGUGUUGUUUCACGCAACACGAAUCUUUAAAGGAUUUCAGACUACCGUACACAUCGGUAGCAUUCGCCAGACGGCCAUCAUCGAGGGUAUCAUGGGCGCCGGGGACACGGGCAUCGGUACAAACCAAUCCGCCUCGGUACUGUUCCGGUUCGUGCGACAUCCGGAGUACGUCCGUCCCGGGAUGCGAAUACUAUUUCGUGAAGGUACCAGCAAAGGCAUCGGGAAGGUAACGCAGGUAUUCCCGCUGAAAAAACCACUCAACUCCACCGGCUAGGGCUGUGCAGAAACCUAACUAACUAACUUGCAUGUAACGUCGAUUGCACCGUUACAACUUACAUGAAUGUAUAAAAUGACGUAUGAAUAACCUGAACUUAGCGUGACGAUUGAAUUGGAAAUAAAAUUUCUGUGAUUUUAAACAUGUUGA